AUGCAUGACAAGGAGCUUCGUCGUGAAAAGCGCAAGAAAUGGUUGUUGUACAGUUUGGCCUUUAUCAUUUUUCAAUCCGCAAUCAUAGCCCUCUUCACCCUCACAGUAAUGAAGGUCCGGAGUCCCAAGUUCCUGGUCAGGUCCGCCACGUUUGACACCUUCGAUAUCCAAUCGACAACGAACCCUUUGUUCAGUUUGAGGACCAACAUUGUACUUGCUAUCAAGAACGCCAAUUUCGGACCCUACAAGUACGACAACAGCACCGUUUACUUCUACUACGGCAACACAGAGGUUGGAAGUGCUAUUAUCCCCAAAUCGAAAGCCCAAUUCCGCAGAACCAAGAAGUUUACUGUUGGACUGGACCUUGCUUCAACCAAUCUAGCCGGGAAUUCGCAAUUGGCGACUGAUAUAAGCUCUGGGAUCGUGCCUUUGAGCAGCCGAUCGACAUUGACCGGGAAGGUGGAAUUGAUGCUCAUUUUCAAAAAGAAGAAGUCCGUUAACAUGAAUUGCACUAUGGAAAUAAAUACAAACACACAAAUGCUCCAGAAUGUCGUGUGCAAGUGA
Messenger RNA from Rhododendron vialii, 564 nucleotides. Its product is annotated as late embryogenesis abundant protein At1g64065-like. The transcript has a single exon. The coding region runs from base 1 to 564 and encodes 187 amino acids. The record is from RefSeq and is a predicted model, not a curated record. Lineage: Eukaryota; Viridiplantae; Streptophyta; Magnoliopsida; Ericales; Ericaceae.